This is a messenger RNA of Dryobates pubescens (Downy woodpecker), 1769 nucleotides long. RefSeq names its product homer scaffold protein 3 (gene HOMER3). Gene Ontology annotation, cellular component: cytoplasm; dendrite; plasma membrane. Bases 666 to 1739 code for a protein of 357 amino acids. The transcript has 10 exons. The record is from RefSeq and is a predicted model, not a curated record. Gene Ontology annotation, biological process: G protein-coupled glutamate receptor signaling pathway; regulation of store-operated calcium entry. Lineage: Eukaryota; Metazoa; Chordata; Aves; Piciformes; Picidae. Gene Ontology annotation, molecular function: G protein-coupled glutamate receptor binding.
UAAAGUCGGGAGAAGAGCGGAGCGCUGCGAGCGCGAUGGGGCAGCGGGCGGCAGCCGGCAGCGGCUGAGCUGAGCACCGAGAACAAAGCGGCGCGGAGCGGGCGGCGGCCGCGGGCGGCUCGCUCUGAGCUGGGCCCCGGGAAGCACCGGCUCGGCCUGCCGCUCCCUCCCAUGCUGAAGGGAAGGAGGGAUCCCGGCAGCCGGAGAAGGGCAACUGCGGCGGCCGGGGCGGGGAGAGGCCCCGAGGUCCCGGUUGGAGCGCCCGGGGCCGUGCGGGGCGUGGGCGGCCGCGGCCGGGGAGGGGUCCGGGCGGCCUCUGCCCUCUCUGCCCCGCACGCUCGGGGAUCGCCGGGGCGUUCCGAGCCGAAGAGCCCAAACUAGCAAGAUUUCAAAGUGAAAUUCCGGAGGAAAUUUAAAGAGCAUCCGGAUCCGGAGAAGGAGAGAAAGAAAGAGGAAGGGAGAAAGAAAUCAGAGCGCGGAGAGACCUCGGGCGGCAGGGGAAAGGACGGGAGAGCAAAGCUGGCACCGGCGGCGAUGGGGAAAUGAAUCACUCUGGGGGCAACACCAAAGAGAAGCCUCAGCCCUGCUAGGAGCCCCGAGGAGGAAGCUGCUGGAGGAAGAGCUCUGCACUAACUCCUGCCUGUAGUUCUUACCCCUACUAACAAAUGUCAACGUCUAGGGAGCAGCCAAUCUUCAGCACCAGGGCCCACGUGUUCCAGAUCGACCCUGCCACCAAGAGGAACUGGAUCCCUGCCAGCAAGCAUGCCCUGACCGUCUCCUACUUCUACGAUGCCACCCGCAGCGUCUACAGGAUCAUCAGCGUGGGGGGCACCAAGGCCAUCAUCAACAGCACCAUCACCCCCAACAUGACCUUCACCAAGACAUCCCAGAAGUUUGGGCAGUGGGCAGACAGCAGAGCCAACACCGUCUACGGGCUGGGCUUUGCCUCUGAGCAGCAUCUCUCCCAGUUUGCAGAGAAGUUCCAGGAGGUGAAGGAAGCAGCACGUUUGGCCAGGGAGAAGUCCCAGGACAAAACAGAGCUGACCAACCCUGCCCUGAGCAUCACAUCCCACCAGGUACUUCCCAGCCCCAUCAUCAGCUCCAAUGGGCCAGGAGAAGAGAAGCUGUUCCGGAGCCAGAGUGCAGAUGUGGAGAUCACCACGGAGAAGGAGAGGCUCAAGAAGAUGCUGUCUGAAGGCUCGGUGAGUGAGGUGCAGUGGGAGGCUGAGUUCUUCAGCCUGCAGGACAACAACAACAAGCUGGUGGCUGCCCUCCACGAGGCCAAUGCCAACGUGGACCAGUGGAAGAAGCAGCUGGCAGCGUACCAGGAGGAGACAGAAGCACUGCGGCAGAGGGUAGCAGAGCUGGAGGCACAGGGGGCUCAGGAUUCCUCCAGUGAGAACAACAAGGAAGAGCUGAGCCAGACCCUGGAGGAGUUGGAGCUGCUGAUCAAGGCUAAGGAUGAGGAGAUCCAACUGCUGAAGAGUCAGAAGUGUGGAGGCCGCUGGGAGGCCGAAGGGGAGCGGGAGGAGACCCUGCAGAAGCUGCAGGAGCUGGAGCAGCGCAACGCGGAGCUGGAGCAGCGACUGCAGCUGGCCGAGCAGAGCCUGGCCGAGAGCCUGGCCGAGAGGGAGAAGAUGCAGAACGAGGUCACCAAGGCGGCAGAGAUCAUGGACGUGAAGAUAUUUGAGCUGAGCGAGCUCCGGCAGGGCUUGGCCAAGCUGCUGGAGAGCAACUGAGGAGACCCUCCCCGGGGAGGGAGCCCCGGC